AUGUACCACUCAUGCAACUCAUGCACCGAUAAAUCUAGUCCCUCCAGCUGUCUGAGGCGAUCAGUGCCACCGACGUCCGCCUUGUCAAAAACUGGGGAGAAAGCAAAGAAAGCGGGAACCACGAGAAAUGACCAAGUAUGGAGACCCGAAUGGACCUGGGACAGCCCCAAACUUAAGCAUACCCAUCUUCGAGUUCAAUUUUGUUUUGAACAGCACAGGGAGACGCAGGUCGAUGUCCGCACUGUAACCCCAAUCACCCGAGGAAUCACGGAUCCCUUUUAUGAGAACACUGGACAGGGAACAUCCGCGUCAGCAGAAGAAACCGACCCAUACCCUAGCGAGAUUGGCGCUGCAGCUCUGGGUAAAGCGCAAGCUAGAUAUGGGCUUUGCCAGCUACGGCGCUUUGUAGCAAGUAGUGGUAGCAUGCCCUGGAAAUACCAUACAUAA
This is a messenger RNA of Paracoccidioides lutzii Pb01, 447 nucleotides long. RefSeq lists its product as hypothetical. The record is from RefSeq and is a predicted model, not a curated record. The transcript has 2 exons. Bases 1 to 447 code for a protein of 148 amino acids.